AUGCGGAAGGACGCAAAGAUACCCAUUAAUCAGUCUCUUCACUGCACUCGAGAGGGUUAUCGAGAAUCUCGUGUUAAGGCAGCAACUAGGUCAAACAGAAUAACAACCACGAGAUACAAAGCAAGAAUGUAUGUCAUGCUGGACAGGGAGAAGGAAUGUUGGGUUGUGUCCAGGGUAGAAUUGAGGCAUUCUCACCCCUGUUCGGCUGAUAAAGCUGUCCACUAUCAUGAGUACCGGGAGCUGACCAUGCAUGCCAAGUGUGUCAUUACGGAUAACGACGAGGCUGGCAUAAGACCCAACAAGACGUAUCUAGCACUUGCAAAUGAAGUUGGUGGGUCUUCAAACAUGAGUUUCUCAGAAAAGGAUGUCAGAAAUUACAUUACAAGCAAUCUCCGAUGCUCCGAUGACAAUGCGGACUUCAAUGGGAUGAUGAAUUAUUUCUUUCGAAUGAAGGAAAUCAAUCCCAACUUCUUUUAUGCCAUAGAUGUUGACAAUGCUAAUAAAUUUAGGAGCGCACUCUGGGUAGAUGCAAGGUGCAGGGCUUCGUAUGAAUAUUACGGAGAUGUGGUGUCGUUCGACACCACGUACAGGAGAAACAGGCAUGGUCUACCGUUUGCUUCCUUUGUCGGUGUAAACCACCAUGGGAAGUCAACCCUUCUUGGCUGUGCUUUACUUGGCAAUGAGGAGAUCCCUAGUUUCGAGUGGGUGUUCACGCAGUGGGUGAGAUGCAUUGGGACUACGCCAAAGGGUAUCAUUACCGGCCAGUGCAAGGCGAUGGCUGGUGCUAUAAGGAAGGUCCUACCUGAUACUGUCCAUAGAUGGUGCAUUUGGCACAUAAUGAAGAAAACACAAUUCAAGCUUGGUGGCUACGCUAGGUAUGGAGAGUUGAGUGCAAUGAUGAAUCACAUUGUGUAUAACUCUCCUUCGAGUGAAUCGUUUGAAGUUGAUUGGGCUGCUUUCAUUAAAGAAUUUGCGUUAGGUCAGAACAGAUGGUUAGCAGAUCUUUAUGCGAAUCGACGUAAGUGGGUGCCAAUAUUCUUCAAGAGUAAAUUUUGGGCCGGCAUGAGGAGCACACAGCGGAGUGAAAGUAUGCACGCAUUCUACGGUGGAUACCUUCAUUGCAAGAGUGGAUUGGUUCAGUUCGUCCUUGAAUACGAUAACGUGCUUGGAAACAAGGAGCAAAAAGAGCUUGAAGAUGAUGCUGCGGACUCGAAAGGAGUCAUCCCAUGUAUAGGAAGCACAGGUAUUGAGCGACAGUUUCAGCAGGAAUACACCAGUAAUAUGUUCCGGAACCUUCAGCUGGAGGUAAGGAAAAAAACCGAUUGUGUGGUUCGAUCAACUGAACAAAAGGGAGAUACAAUUUCUAUUAAAGUGGAUGAGCAGAAGGUAUUUUGGGGGAAGCCUGUCUACCAUACCUUCAUAAUACAGUUUGACCCUUUGAGUCGAAAGAGUCGGUGCGAGUGCAAUAAAUUUGAAUCUGUUGGUAUAUUGUGUUGUCAUAUCCUUGCGAUCUGGUCAUACUAUAGAGUUGACACAGUACCGAGCUGCUAUGUACUUCCUCGAUGGAGUAAGAAUGUCAUCCGCAAGCACACUUACAUUAAGAGUAGCCAUGACGUGGCUCGGAGUAAUGAAAGCCACAAUUUGUUUAGGAAUCUAUGUUCGGAGUUCUAUAACGUUGCUCAAGAAUUUGUUGCUUGUGAAGAGGAAGCAGCCAUCUUGCGAGCUGCCCUUUUGGAUGCAAAGUCCAAGCUGACUGAUCAUCGUGCUAGCAUGCGUUCCUGCACUCUUGAUGGGACUCAGAAUAGGAUGCUCACACGGAGCACAUGUGAUGUUAUUUUACAUGACAUACAGGGACCCUCAAGGGUGAAAACCAAAGGACGGCCUAAGGGUAAGAGACUUGGAGCAGAGUUGGACAAGUCAAUUAAGAAGUCAAUGGAAAAAAGGAAGAGGAAAUCACAACCGGAUGUUGUUGACCUUCAGACAGAUAAUGAUUGCCAAGGUUCUGUAGACAACAGAUUUGAGGACUCUACUAUAUGGAAUUCAGCAGAUGGUGGCGGAUUCAUGGACCUGUUGAACUCUUUCAGGCAUUUAUAG
Messenger RNA from Arachis stenosperma, 2094 nucleotides. RefSeq names its product protein FAR1-RELATED SEQUENCE 5-like. The coding region runs from base 1 to 2094 and encodes 697 amino acids. Gene Ontology annotation, molecular function: zinc ion binding. The record is from RefSeq and is a predicted model, not a curated record. NCBI's taxonomy places the organism in Eukaryota, Viridiplantae, Streptophyta, Magnoliopsida, Fabales, Fabaceae. Gene Ontology annotation, biological process: regulation of DNA-templated transcription. The transcript has 4 exons.